Molecule: messenger RNA, 1591 nt
Organism: Chrysochloris asiatica (Cape golden mole)
Lineage: Eukaryota; Metazoa; Chordata; Mammalia; Afrosoricida; Chrysochloridae
Gene: TOMM40L
Product: translocase of outer mitochondrial membrane 40 homolog (yeast)-like
Exons: 10
Coding region: 345-1271 (308 amino acids)
Biological process (GO): protein import into mitochondrial matrix
Cellular component (GO): mitochondrial outer membrane; mitochondrial outer membrane translocase complex
Molecular function (GO): transmembrane protein transporter activity
Source: RefSeq, a predicted model, not a curated record
CAUCGACUGGGCGGGGCCCAGUAGGGGAGGGGCGGUAGGCUGGCUUUUUGAUAUCUUUUUUUCGCCCGCUUCCAAGAUGGCGUUCGUGACUGCUCUAAGAAUGCAGUGUGAAGCCUCGAUUCUGCCAUCACUCAAGAUGGCCGCCCCCAUCAAGAUGACCGGGGUGUGCCGGAGGGGAAGGGGCAGCAAGAUGGUCUGAGACGGUUUAGCAACGGACCAUGUGGAAGUUUCUGGGACUGGGGAGCCUGAUGAUGGGGGGUGGGGCCCGUGGGGGGUAGAGGAAGCUACAGCGUCCUUUCUAAGGCUAUCCCCUGCCCCUUCCCCUCCCCCUCCUCUGGGCUGAGAUGGGGAACACAUUGGGCCUGGCCCCCAUGGGGGCUUUGCCCCGCCGAAGCCCCCGCCGAGAGGAACCUCUGCCCAACCCCGGAAGCUUCGAUGAGCUGCACCGGCUAUGCAAAGAUGUAUUUCCAACACAGAUGGAGGGUGUGAAGCUCGUGGUCAACAAGGUUCUGAGCAGCCAUUUCCAGGUGGCUCACACUGUGCAUAUGAGUGCCCUGGGUUUGCCGGGCUACCACCUCCAUGCUGUCUAUGCAGGAGACAGUCAGCUUAGUCCCAGUGAGGUGUUCCCCACUGUGGUAGGGGAUAUGGAUAGCAGUGGCAGCCUCAACGCCCAGGUCUUGCUCCUCUUGGCAGAGCGACUCAGAGCUAAGGCUGUCUUCCAGACGCAGCAGGCCAAGUUCUUAACUUGGCAGUUUGAUGGCGAGUAUCGAGGGGACGACUACACAGCCACUCUGACCCUAGGGAAUCCUGACCUGAUUGGAGAAUCUGUGAUCAUGGUUGCUCACUUCCUGCAGAGCCUCACCCAUCGGCUGGUACUGGGGGGAGAACUAGUUUACCACCGGCGGCCAGGCGAAGAGGGGGCCAUCCUAACACUGGCCGGGAAGUACUCGGCUCUACACUGGGAAGCUACAUUGAAUGUGGGGUCAGGUGGGGCCCAUGCAAGUUAUUACCAUAGAGCAAAUGAACAGGUUCAGGUUGGAGUGGAAUUUGAGGCAAACACAAGGCUACAGGAUACGACCUUUUCCUUUGGUUACCACCUUACUCUGCCCCAGGCCAACAUGGUGUUUAGAGGCUUGGUGGAUAGUAACUGGUGUGUGGGUGCUGUCCUGGAGAAGAAGAUGCCCCCCUUGCCUGUCACCCUAGCCCUUGGAGCAUUCCUCAAUCACUGGCGCAACAGAUUUCAUUGUGGCUUCAGCAUCACUGUGGGCUGAGGUUGUCCCCGAUCCUCCAUAGCAGCUGGAAACUCUGAGUCAGGUGCCCUAGGGUCAGAGACUAGGCCCCUCUCCAGAACCCUCCUUACUGGGUGACCUCUAGACCCCAGGAGCAGAGUGGGGACAGGACCAUUCCCUCCUCAGAACUGGAGCUGCUACAGGGGUAGCUGGUGAGGAAGUGGUUUGAGGCUCUCACCUCUACCAUCAGCCCCACACCAUCUUCCUCAUGCUCUUAGGGCUUUGGACUAACAGGGAAAGAUUAAGGGUAUGUCUGGCUGACUUUUCCCUUUCAUUUCCUUUCCCUUUGGAUUAAAGCUCCU